AUGUCUGGAGAAAAGAAAUUACCCAUAGUUUACAUCUCCAGAACGGACUCAUUCAGCGCAUGUCAUCGGCUUCAUUCAAACGCUCUUACAGAGGAGGAAAAUCGAAGAGUGUUCGGCAAAUGUAACAAUCCAAACGGCCACGGCCAUAAUUACAAAGUCGAAGUCACAGUUCGUGGACCUGUUGACCCCUCAACUGGAAUGGUAAUGAACAUAUCUGAUCUUAAAACUUGCAUGGAGAAAGCGUUUAUGUCGACGCUUGAUCACAAAAAUUUGGACAUGGACUUGGAUUAUUUCAAGGAUAAAGUUAGUACAGCGGAGAAUAUAGCUGUAUAUAUAUGGGAGAGAAUGACUGAACAACUUUUACCUGGACUUCUAUACGAAGUCAAAGUGCAUGAAACUGAAAAGAAUGUCUCUAUAUACCGAGGUGAUGUAUCAGCCUAA
Molecule: messenger RNA, 441 nt
Organism: Mercenaria mercenaria
Lineage: Eukaryota; Metazoa; Mollusca; Bivalvia; Venerida; Veneridae
Product: 6-pyruvoyl tetrahydrobiopterin synthase-like
Exons: 1
Coding region: 1-441 (146 amino acids)
Biological process (GO): tetrahydrobiopterin biosynthetic process
Cellular component (GO): mitochondrion
Molecular function (GO): 6-pyruvoyltetrahydropterin synthase activity
Source: RefSeq, a predicted model, not a curated record